AUGUCUCUUCGGUGUCGUCUGCUUCUCUUUCCUUCGUUAGCUAUCGACAGAGAAGCAAGCCAUUUGUUGGUUCACUGUUUCUGUUUAAUGUUUCUAGUUUUUCUUUUUCUCCUGUCGUUUAUAAUUCUUUUAUUCUUUAUUCUUUCUCGAUUUCGUUCGUUAUUCUCUCAUUAUUUCUUUAUUUAUUCUCUUAUUCUUUUAUUCUUUAUUCUUUCUCUAUUUCGUUUGAUAUUCUCAUUAAUUCGUUAUUUAUUCCCUUAUACCUUCAUUCUUUCUCUAUUUCAUUCAUUAUUCUUCUAUCAUUUCUUUAUUUAUUCUUUAGUUCUUUAUUCUUUUUUCUAUUACGUUUUUAUUUUUUCCCCUUUCAUUCAUAUUUGUCUGUUAUUUUUUAUUAUUUCGCAUUUUCAUUCUUCUCUCCCGUUCUCUUUCUCUCUCUUUCUCUCUCUCUCUCUUCCUUUCUCUCUCUCCCUUUCUCUUUCUCUCUCUCUCUCUCUAAAAUAUUUAGCUAGAUAUCUAGCUAGCUAUCUGAAUUUGUCCAUAUCUAUCUAUCUAUCUAUCUAUCUAUCUAUCUAUCUCUGUUCAUAUCUAUCUAUCUAUCUAUCUAAAUUUGUUCAUAUCUAUUUAAAUCUAUUCAUUCUGUUUAUAUUUUGUUUAUAUCUAUCUAUCUCAGUCUGUUCAUAUCUAUCUAUCUAUCUAUCUAUCUAUCUAUCUAAGUUUGUUCAUAUCUAUCUAUUUCACACUGUUUCUAUCUAUCUAUCUAUCUAUCUAUCUAUCUAUCUAUCUAUCUUCUGUUCAUUUCUUAUCUAUCUAUCUAUCUAUCUAUCUAUCUAUCUAUCUAUCUAUCUAUCUCAGUCUGUUCAUUUCUUUAUCUAUCUAUCUAUCUAUCUAUCUCAGUUUGUUCAUUUCUUAUCUAUCUAUCUAUCUAUCUAUCUAUUUCAAUCGGUAUAUAUCGAGCUUUUCUGUUACCUUCCUCACACAUAUUAUUCUUUGCCUCAUUUUCUCCUUUUUUCACAUUCAUAUCUCUCUUCCUCUUUACCCCGUUCCGUCCUCUCUUUUUCUCUCUGUCCUCUCUCUCUCUCUAUCUUCUUUUCAUAUCUAUCUAAAUUCAUUCAUAUCUAUCUAUCUAAAUCUGUCCAUAGCUAUCUAUCUAUCUAUCUAUCCCCGCUCUUUCUAUCUUUAUCUAUCUAUCUAUCUAUCUAUCUAUCUAUCUAUCUAUCUAUACCCGCUCUUUCUCUCUCUAUCUAUCUAUCUAUCUAUCUAUCUAUCUAUCUAUCCCCGCUCUUUCUCUCUUUAUCUAUCUAUCUAUCUAUCUAUCUAUCUAUCUAUCUCAGUCGGUUUAUAUCUUUUUUUUUCCGUUUUCUGCUUUUCUGUCUCCUUGCUUCACCCUUACUAUUAUCCACUUUCUCCUUUUUCUUUUCACAUUCGUCUCUCCCCCUCUCUCUACUUCUCAUUCCCUUUCUUUCUUCAGUCAUUUAA
Messenger RNA from Acanthosepion pharaonis, 1476 nucleotides. The record is from the annotation of a GenBank genome assembly. NCBI's taxonomy places the organism in Eukaryota, Metazoa, Mollusca, Cephalopoda, Sepiida, Sepiidae.